AUGAGUUUGCCUCAGGAUCUCGAGAAAGGAAUAUUGGCAGAGGAGGAACAUGAACAGGAACAUGAAAUUGGAACGAAAACAGAAUCAACCGCAUACCAAUCCGAUAAUUCGAGAAACCCUUCGCCGAAAAAUGAUGGUUCUGCAAAUGCGUCGAUCGCCGACCGAGAUUCGAAUCUCGAAGCAGUCAAAACAAUGGAUGAAGGUCACAUCGAUGAUCUCGAAAGACAAAAGACAACCACCGAAUCAAUAAAAGUCGGACCAUCCUCCCAUCGCACACAUCCAAAUUCCGACUCGAACGAUAAGACCAGCACGAACUCGAAAUCCUCCAGCGGUUCCAGACUCGCCCGCAUAGCCCAUCGAUCUCAUACUCCGCGUGCCAAACUUCCACCGCGGCCUAUACCAGUCUCCAAUCUCGCAAACGGUAUCGUAGGAUGGGAAAGCCAGACCGAUCCCGAAAUGCCUCUGAAUUUUCCGGAAACGAAGAAAUGGGUGCUGACGGGUCUACUGGCUAGCAUUACGUUUAUAUCUCCGCUCGCUUCCAGUAUGUUUGCGCCUGGUGUAACAUUUGCAGACAAGGAGUUUCACAAUUCCAGUCUCAUAUUGAGCUCUUUCACCGUGAGUAUCUUUGUCUUGGGAUAUGUCGUUGGGCCGUUAAUACUUGCGCCUUUGUCUGAGAUGUAUGGGAGAAGAUAUGUUCUGACGGGUGGUAAUAUAAUAUUUUGUGUAUGGCAGAUUGGGUGUGCAUUGGCACCUAGCUUGAGUACAUUGAUAGGGUUUCGAUUUAUGGCUGGAUUGGGUGGUUCGGGUUGUUUAACCAUUGGAGCUGGAAUGAUUGCGGAUUUAUUUCAUGCGGACAGAAGAGGAUUGGCGACUUCACUUUUCAGUUUGGGUCCUUUGUUUGGUCCUGUUAUUGGUCCAAUAGCUGGAGGUUUCGUAGCCCAAAGAAUCGGCUGGCGUUGGGUAUUUUGGAUUCUUUUCAUUGCCGGAACUAUCAUAACUAUCGGUAUCGAAUGUCUCAACGUAGAAACUAACCCACGUCUCCUCAUAAAACGCAAGGUCGCGCGUCUCUCCAAAGAACUCAGUCGAUCUGAUCUCCGCAGCGUAUACGAUCCAAGCAAUUCAGCACAUCAUUCAAAUGCUUCUGUUCUAGCAAAUGCCAUGAUUCGACCCCUGAAAAUGUUAAUUUUUAGUCCUAUUGUGUUUAUUCUGAGUUUGUAUAUGGCGGUCGUUUAUGGACUUUUGUAUUUAUUGUUUACUACUAUUACGACGGUUUUCACAGAUAAAUAUCAUUGGGCGCCAGAAUUAGGUGGAUUAGCUUACAUAGGUCUAGGCUUUGGUUUCUUCCUUGGUCUCGUAGUAGUAGCUCGUAUCUCGGACGUUACGGUAGUCCGCAUGACGAAAGCAAAUAAUGGGAUCUUUGAGCCUGAAAUGCGAUUACCGGCUUGUAUAUUUUUUGCUUGCUUUAUACCGAUUAGUUUUUUCUGGUAUGGUUGGAGCAUUCAGGGCGGCGUUCAUUGGAUCGUGCCCAUAAUCGGCCUCAUUCCCUUCGGUUUCGGUAUGAUGGGUAUCUUUAUUCCAAUUCAAACAUACGUCAUCGACAGCUUCCCAUCCUUCGCUGCGUCAGGAAUCGCAGCAUUGACAGUAUCACGGUCGUUAUUCGGAGCAUUUUUACCACUUGCUGGACCGGCUAUGUAUGCAAAAUUAGGGUACGGAUGGGGAAAUAGUGUAUUGGGAUUUAUUGCACUGGCGUUAAUUCCGGCGCCGAUGAUUAUUUAUAAAUUUGGAGGGAGGGUGAGGAAAAGGUUUCCUGUUAAGCUUUAA
Messenger RNA from Botrytis byssoidea, 1821 nucleotides. RefSeq lists its product as uncharacterized. Gene Ontology annotation, biological process: transmembrane transport. Gene Ontology annotation, cellular component: membrane. The transcript is spliced from 5 exons. Gene Ontology annotation, molecular function: transmembrane transporter activity. Bases 1 to 1821 code for a protein of 606 amino acids. Lineage: Eukaryota; Fungi; Ascomycota; Leotiomycetes; Helotiales; Sclerotiniaceae. The record is from RefSeq and is a predicted model, not a curated record.